This is a messenger RNA of Anopheles bellator, 2955 nucleotides long. RefSeq names its product latrophilin Cirl (gene Cirl). NCBI's taxonomy places the organism in Eukaryota, Metazoa, Arthropoda, Insecta, Diptera, Culicidae. Gene Ontology annotation, molecular function: G protein-coupled receptor activity; carbohydrate binding. The transcript is spliced from 4 exons. Bases 52 to 2955 code for a protein of 967 amino acids. Gene Ontology annotation, cellular component: membrane. The record is from RefSeq and is a predicted model, not a curated record.
GCGGUAGCCCCCAAGUACGAGACGGCGUACGCGUGCGAAGGCAAGACGCUGAUGAUCGAGUGUGAGAACGGGGACCUCAUCAAUCUGAUCCGGGCGAACUACGGGCGGUUCUCGAUCACGAUCUGCAACGACCACGGGAACGUGGACUGGAGCGUCAACUGUAUGUCGCCGAAGAGCCUCCGGGUGCUGCACGCCAAGUGUGCGCAGCGCCAGAACUGCUCGGUCCUUGCGUCGACCGCCACGUUCGGCGAUCCGUGCCCCGGGACGCACAAGUACCUGGAGGCGCACUACCAGUGCGUGUCGGCGGCGGCCGCUUCCACCACCACGAACCGGCCGAGCCCGCCCUGGCUCAAGACGUCGCAGCCGAUCGUGUGGAGCACCUCGACCGUCCGCAGCCCGGUCCUGAACCGGAUCAACCUGACGGCGGCCGCCGUCACGGUGGCUGCCGUCGCCGGCACCGGUGGUGGCGUUACGGUCCGCCCCGCCAGCGUCGGCGGCAAGAUGCCGGGGGUUCUGUUGCAACCCGCGCCACCCUCCGCAACCAUCACGAGCCGCGGCAAGGCGCCGGCGGAGACGAAGACCGUCAACGAUGAUCGGUCGAUGAUCGGCCGGAAGCAGCCAGCGGCGGCGCCGGCGGCGGGGCCGGCGGCCGGGGAUGAGGAGGAUGACGGGGCGGACCUGUUCCCCACGCAGACGGCCGUCCUGUCGGGGGGAGCCGUCCCGCCCGCCGACGGUCCACCGCCGACGACGAACGUCGUGUCCGUGGGCUCCGCCCUUCCGCCGAAUCCGGUCAUCGACGUGAGCCACGCGUGUGGCCCGAGCACCGCCCGGAACCUGUUCUGGAACGUGACGCGCGUCGGCGAGGUGAACGUUCAGCCGUGCCCGGGCGGCGCGACCGGGAUCGCCAAGUGGCGCUGCGUUGCGCUCGGGUCGCUCACCGCCGAGCAGCGCGUCCACCUGCAGCAGGAACACCACCAACAGCACCAGCACCAGCAGGGUGGUGAGGCCACGACCGACGGCCCGCUCGGGGCCGAUGGCGGCCACAAAGGUGAUAUUAGUUUUAGUGGCGAUGACUCGGCGGCGACGGCGAGGGACAUGGAGGAGCUGGCGACCUGGUACGCGUACCAGCCGGACCUGACGCAGUGCCGCAGCCUGUGGCUCAACAAUCUGGAGGUGCGCGUCCAGCAACCCGAAUCGUCGCUCAUCUCGAUCGCCAACGAUCUGGCGCAGGUGACGAGCAGCAAAACGCUGUACGGCGGGGAUAUGCUCGUCGCGACCAAGAUCGUGCAGACGAUGGCCCAGCGGAUGCACCACGACAUCGAGACGAUCCCGGACCAGCGGCAACGGGAGGCGCUUGUGUUCGAGCUGCUGAACAGCGUCGUGAAGACGGGCUCGAACCUUCUCGAUCGCUCGCAGCACGCCAGCUGGCUCGAUCUGAGCGUGGAGGAUCAGAUGCGGGUCGCGACCUCGCUACUGACCGGGCUCGAGGACAGUGCGUUCCUGCUCGCCGACACGAUCCUGCGCGAGAAGCACGUGGUGCAGAAGGUGAAAAACAUCCUCAUCUCGAUCCGGGUGCUCGAGACGCGCAAUUUUGCCCGCCCGCAGGAACUCUUCCCGGACUCGGCGACCGAACGGUGGCAGGUGAGCAGCGAUCAGAUCGAGCUUCCGAAGGCGGCCCUCAUCGAGAACAGUGAGGGCGGGCUGGUGCGCAUCGUGUUCGUCGCGUUCGAUCGGCUCGAGCAGAUCCUGCGCCCGCAGUUUACCAACAUCCAGCAGCAGAAGCUCAACUCGGCUACCGGGGUCCCGGAUCUGGCGGCAUCCGGUGGUCCGUCUUUCGGGGCCACGCGGACCGAUUCGGCCGGGGCCACGACGCUACUAGCGAGUCAGCAGCAGCAGUCGGCGCAGGCGCAACAGCAGCACUACCAGCCACCCCGGUUGCGGCUCCUGAAUAGCAAGGUCAUCUCGGCCAGCCUGGGCAAGGGCCGGCACAUCCAGCUGUCGCAACCGAUCCGGAUGGUGUUGCGGCACCUGCGGACGAAGAACGUGUCGAACCCGACGUGCGUGUUCUGGAACUACAUUGACCACGCGUGGUCCGAGGAUGGGUGCCACGUGGAGCGCACGAAUCAGACCCAUACGGUCUGCGUGUGCAAUCACCUCACGAACUUUGCGCUGCUCGUGGAUGCGCUCGAUGAGACGCAACUGUCGCUGCUAUCGAUCAUCGACGAUGACCUGAAGCUGCUGAUCUACGUCAGCGUCGCCAUCCUGAUCGUGAUCGCCGUCGUGGCGUUGUUCGCCCUCAAGCUCUUCGGUGGCGUCUUUGCGAAGCUACGCCACGGAGGUGGUGGCGGCGCUGGUGGCUUGGGCGGCGAUUCGGAGCAUCAUCCGGUGGCGUCCGCUGGGGGUGUGGUCGUCCGGGGCAUGAUGGAUCGGGGUGGCGGCGGCGGCGACGGAGGGGGACUAUCGAUCUCGGGGCCCGCUGCUAUCGGACAUCAUCACCUACUGGCGGACGAUUUCCAGCAGGCGGCUCCGACGUUGGGCGUCAACAACCUGCACAAUCAUCACCCGAACAAUCUGGCCGCCAGCAACAACAACAACAACCACCACCUGGUGACGACGACCUUCAACAACCUUAACGGGGGCCGGGCAGGGGGUAGUAGCUGCUCCCCGUCACCACCAGGCGGCGGGUACGAGCACCAUCAGCAGCAGCAGCAUCCCCUGGCCAAACCCUUCCCGUAUCGUCCUGGCGCUGGCGCUUCCAAUAGCAGCAGCACCGGCAGCAACAGCAACAGCACCACCAGCAGCAGCAACAACCUGCAUCACCAGCAGCCCUUCAGCAGCACCACCACCACCACCACCAACCGGAAGCUGCCGCAACCGCCGCUGGUGCCAUCCUCCUACAAGGUCUCGGCGGCGUCGGCGGCGGUGGCGGCGGCCCACCACCAGCAUCAUCUCUAA